This is a messenger RNA of Guillardia theta CCMP2712, 573 nucleotides long. RefSeq lists its product as hypothetical. The record is from RefSeq and is a predicted model, not a curated record. The coding region runs from base 5 to 472 and encodes 155 amino acids. Gene Ontology annotation, molecular function: protein binding. The transcript has 7 exons. Lineage: Eukaryota; Cryptophyceae; Pyrenomonadales; Geminigeraceae.
AGAGAUGGGAGAGGACGUCAACGAGCAGACUAAGUCAGGACUCACUCCGCUAAUGUGCGCCUGCAAAACUAUCGGGCCUAAGCCGGACGACGAUCAGAUCGUCAACUUUCUGAUUGAGCAGCGCGCCAACGUCGAUCUACAGGACGAGAUGGGAGACACUGCGCUGCAUGUCGCUGCUGCCACUCGAGACCCGAGCAUCCCCCUUCUUCCCACUGGGUACCACAGGCUCCUCCAGGCUUUGAUGGCUGGCAAGGCAAACGUCAACAUUUACAACAAGCUUGGACAAACUGCACUUCAUCGCGCGUCAUUGCGAGGAAAAAAAGAAUGCAUCACGAUGUUGCUAGAGGCAAAUGCAGAUCUGGAGAUGAUGGAUCGAUCUGGAAGAAAGGCCAUCGACGUAGCGUUUGACGAAGAAAGCAGAUCGAUGCUCGCUCCUCCUGCGGAAAACAAUGAAGGAGAGGAAGACGAGUGAUUCACCAAGGAUAGAGCAAUCCAUAUUUGCCGUGUAACAUCUUUACUCUAAAGAUUUGAGUUGACCUCAACAUUUACAAGAAUGCACUCCUCUAUCACUCU